Messenger RNA from Porites lobata, 11239 nucleotides. The record is from the annotation of a GenBank genome assembly. NCBI's taxonomy places the organism in Eukaryota, Metazoa, Cnidaria, Anthozoa, Scleractinia, Poritidae.
AUGGCGACCUCGUUGACUUGGUUGAGUCGAACGUUUUGUAGAACUUUCCUUGCGUUAGAAGAGCAACUUACUUACAAUCUGAGGCUUAUCUACGAAGGAAUAAAUCCAAGUACUGCCUUAGUAACAAAUAUUGAAUCAUGCCAAUCCACUGGAUUGAGUGAAAGCAAAGAUGAUGGAUUCUUAUUAAUGGCGGUUCCUAAAAAGAGGACUUCGGCUUCCAAAAAGAAGCUUCGAAAUCGGCACAAGUGGCUGAAAAACAGAUCCGAUAUCGAGACUUGCGUUGUAUGUGGAAAUCACAAGCUUGCUAAUCAUCUAUGUGGACACUGCCUGGCAGAAGUGAGAGAAAAAACUUCCGAGUUCCGGAAAGAAAGAAAUGAAAGGGACUAUCAGUGGCCUAUACCUGAGAUACUGCGAAAAUUCAGAACGUAAACGAUGAAGAAAAAAGCUUAAGGGUUGUAGCAAGCAAGUGCAGUAUAUUUUAUGGUCUGAAAAUUUCCGCUGAGAACUCUUAAAAUUUAAAAAAAUUUUCUGUAACAGUAAGUUUGUCAUCGGAUAAACGUAAGUCCUUCUUCGAUUCUUCAGUGUAUGAGCAAGGCUGUAAUUUUAUGCUUUGAGAGCUAAAUUGACUAAAGCAGAGGUGAACACUUUCUCUGGAUUUAUUUCAUAGCUUUUGCCUGGCUAAACCUCUAGCAAGAAACAAAACUAUUUUAAUGUUUCAGUGACUUCCUACUUUGCCCUGACUCAUAUUUAAUGCUUGUGAGAAUAUGAUCUCAGAUGGCUGCCUACCUCAAAUAGCUUUCAUAUCUGCCUCAAAAGCUAGUGAAUCUCAGAAAGAGGUCAAUAAAUUGUUCAAGGUUCUUUUCUCUCUUUCUUAUUUAAAAUUUUGCCCCAAAAGCAUGGUCUGGACCUCAGAUAAGCUGGUCCCUUUCUGGUUCGUCCUAGCUUUAAGCAAGAUGUCAACUUGGGUGUAAACGUCACAUGAGGUUGGGGAAGGUAAAGGGAACUUCAUUUUUUUCCACCCUACACCCUUGAGUUGAAUUUGCUGGAAGGGUUGUUUCAUUGAUUCAAGUCAUUCAACCGAGGGAUGGGGGGAGAGAGUGGUACUUUCAGUUCUCACAUGAUUGACAGAUUUCUUAACUGCGGCGAUCUUGGAAAGCUGAAAAGAAGCAACUCCCAAAGGCCACUGCCAGCUCCCCUUCAUUCAACCAUUGUAUUCACACCGGGGGGAGGUGGUACUUCGCAGUAAUAGCCUAAUGGGGAUGUGCCACUUGAUAGGGUUUCAUUUUCAUUAGAGUUUUCAGAAUGGGAUCACACAUUUUUGGGAUUUGGGGGAUAAGAAAAUUCAGGUAGGUACAGACUUAAGAAUUGGGAAGAAAGAAAGUUCGAGAAGACUGACUUCAUUUUUACUGCAUUGCCCAGGGCAAAAAGAAGAAAAGCCUGUUCCAGGUUCCAAAGGCUAAAGAAAAAUGGCUGAUGGAUCACCCUUUUGAGAGAAGGGCAGGAGAGGAUCGAUGAAUUAUUUCAGAUAAAAAAAAAAAAAAAAAACAGGUGACCAGAUUUGGAACGAAGAACAACAUUCUCGUGUGGAGUUUAUGUUGGUAAUGAAAUUUGAUAGGUGAGCUAGAAUUCUUCCAGAAGUAAGCAUAGUUUUCCAAAUUAAUCAACGCAAACUAUUUCCCAAAUCGUUUUCACGGGGCUGAUUUUAUCGAAUCUUUUUUGUUAUGGGUUAUCAAAUUUCCAUUUGUUAACCAGCAGAUUCAAAGAAAAAAAAAACCACCACCAUUGGCCUUGCACCAAAAAUUUGUGUACAUACCCCACCCUGUCAAUGGAACAAAAGGUAUGUUCCCUUGCAGAGGCUAAAAAUCGCAAAUUCAGGUAGUUUUCAAAAUAGUCCUAUAAUCGCAUUACAGUAAAACAAUAGUUGAAAGUGGAAUGUCACAAGUCGGAGAUUUUUUUAAUUUUCGAUUCUUAAGCUCACAAAUCCAUUCUCCGUAGUCGCUGAUCCUUGUUCCAAAUUGACCCAUAAUUUUUGCCGCCCAGGCAUGCGCACAAGAAAACUGCAUAAUGCAAGAGCUUGCAAGAGUUAUGCAAGAGUUUUGCAAAAGCCGGGAAACAAAGCAGGUUGCGAGCGGUUGCGUGCUGGUUCAUUUCAUUCUAGGUCCCAGAGCAGCUGCCAGAGCUGCCGUCUGAGCCAAAAGCUCGAAGCUCUGGGAACGAGAAUGGAACUGGUUGAGUCGAUUAACGGAGGAGCGAGUUUUCCUGUUGCCUGCGAAAUCGAAGUAAACGAAGCCCCUAGGAUGACUAGUAUAAAUACAGAUGAAGAAGAUACAUUUCCAGUUCUUAAUCGAAGAUCGCCUUGCGUUCAUUCUAGCAGUCUUACACGGUGCGCUUGCGACGAGACGCCAUACUUCGAUGAUGAAGACUCUCCUCUCAUAUCGUGCCAGAAUCAUUCUGAUGGAAGCGACAAUUAUCUGACGGACAUUCAUUGUCACGAAGCAAAGCCUAUCUAUUCAAACGCAAAAGCAAGGAGGAAACUAGUGGUUGCUAGCUUUGUUUGCCUUCUCUUUGUGAUCGCUGAAGCUGUAGGUAAGAUUUGUAGAUCAGAGUAAUCCGAUCAGUAGUCAACUACGGAGGUAUGAGACUUCAGGACAGCCCAGCAUACUCUGAAUUUAAUUUUCUUCUUAUCGAACAAGCUUAACCAACAAAUAUCAAAACAGCACAUUUCUCGUAUGCCUCAUUUGUUGAAGCUCAGAAUUGUUUUGCGCAAUAUCGCGCCUAAGAAAUAUUUCUCCACUGAAAAGCUGUUCCGGUAUUAAAACUUGCCCAGCCAAAUGUCAGAUCAUGGUUAAAAAUAGAAGAGGACAUGGAAGCUGAAGCUCAUUUAAGUUUUGGAUAGUAAAUAUCAUCCAAAGAGUGAUCGAAUUAAAAGGAAAAAUUCACUAAUGUAAAAUUUGAUGCCUCUUGUAUGCUUUAGUGAUCGAACGUACAUGUGAUCAGCUUUACUUUUUCCUAGCUCUUUAUUGUUUCAUUUAUCGUAAACACGGCGAAUUUGUGUCAGGUUGCAAAGGAUCGUUUUGACAACCGGAAGAAAAUAAAUUGAUGUAUGACAUUAAAAUGUCUCUGAUGUUUAAUCAGUACCCGGAAAAUGAUAGACCUGGAGCUAUUGAUAGUGAAUUUAAUACAUCAGUUAAACAAAUAGAUUCCAUGUUGCUGUGCGUCUGUGCAGUAAUAGGGAGCUUAGGCAACUACAGCGUAGUACAUUUCUUUGACAUCUAUUGCACGACUACGACGUGAAACCUCCUAACUGGACGUUUUAUGGGGAACAUGGACAUACGCAGAUGAAUUUUCCUUCCUCUUUUUGAACCUGAAUAAAAUCCUUAAGAAUUCAACUCCAGGAAAAGUCGCCUGCAUUUGACAUAUUGAGGGGGUCCAGAUAGACGUGUUUAAGUCUGAAAGAAUGCAAACUCAUUUUUUUACUGACGUUUUCACUGCCGUCGUCAUCAUCCCUGCGUAAGGUCCCUAAUAGAUCACAGAUGACGUCAAAAUGUGGUAAAAACAAAGAAGUGGCAGACGAGCCACGGGUGAGUGUGUCACUAACGUUUUUACCUCAUUUUGACAUCCUCUGUGAUCUGUUACUUAACAGACCCACGGUAACAUGGAAUCUAUUUGUUUUAUACAAUGAUCAGAAAAGAAAAAAGACAGAUACACAUACCUGCCUCAUACUGCUUGACUAUAAGAUAUAUAUGUAUUAAAAUAUUCAUAGCAUUGAAACUGUCAUAGGUAUCAACCAAAGUAAAAGAUGUAAUACUCAGAACAACAACAAAGACAAAACAAAACUGUUCUUAACAAUCAGUAAAAACAUACUAACGAUACUAACAAGAUUAGUACAUAUGUAAUCAAUGCAUUACUGUGAAAGUGGAUAUGAUUUUCUCAGUAGAAUAAUCAACCCCCUAAGUGGCUGAAAACGAAUGGACACAACGCACCCUCUCCAUUGAGCCAAUCAAGCCAACUGGAGAGCAGGCCAUGUUGAGUUUGUUUUAAACCCGAUGGUGGAAAUGACAUGAAUGGAAAUAUAUGAAAUGAAGUUCAUAUUUUGAACUGUGGAUAAAGAUAUGAAAGUGGAUAUGAGAGGAUCAUAAGGAUAUUACUAGCCUGUUGAUUUUCUUGUUGUGUUUCAUACAGGUGGCCUGCUGGCUGGUAGUCUGGCUAUCAUGACAGAUGCUGCUCACAUGUUGUCAGAUUUUGCUGCAUUUCUUAUAAGUCUUUUUGCUAUUUGGGUGGCACAUUGGCUUCCGGAUAAGAAGAGAACAUUUGGCUACUACAGAGCAGGUAUAUUGAAAUUUAUAUACAUACUUCGUCUGCGAAAAACAGCUGUUUUUCCUCGCUGUGCACUGCUGGGAUGUUUUGCGUGGAGGAACAUCUGCAUCUCAGGGGCAGAAAUUGCAUACUGAUGACGUAAAUCAAUGUAAAUCAUGAUAAAUCUGGUAGUCGUAGGGUUCCAAAUGCAAAUUUGUUCAAUUUUACAUUUCUCUAGGUCGAUUUUGGUUAAGUGUUGUGUUCAUUUGGGAAUAAGGUCCAGCAAAACUUAAUUGCUUCUUCUAGCGAAAACUGUAUUCCAUAAAUAUUGACUAUUUUGUCAGAGAUUCAUUGCAUUUACAUUUGACCUUUGUGGCCUUUUGUCAUUUGUCUGUCAUUCGUAUACAAUAGCUAAAACAAUGUAACUACUCCAUCGACCAAUCAGUGCUUCUGACCUGAUUCCAGACAGAUUUUACGUCAUCCUUAUGGAAUUUCUGUCGCUAGGUCGCAGAUGUUCUUCCUCACAAAACCUCCCCAGGGGUGAGGAGUGAGGGGAAAUGACUGUUUUCACUGGCCAAUAAAUACUGCCAGUUGGACCCCCAUCAAGCGGCCACCAUUGGGGUACCUAGAAGUGGCCACUUAUUGGACAUGGCUGCUUAUUAGGGGUUUGUAAUAAAUUGCAGUAACAUAACGGCACUUUUAUUUUGAAAUAAACACAUGAUGGGAGCAGCACUACUGGUCCACAAUCAAUCGUCUCCUGCCACCUCGGACUGUAUUUUCCUUCACCAGAAAGCCAAUCUAGGUGUAUCAAGUGCUUGAUAGCCCCUUAAUAAAGGUUACAACAAUGGAAGAACUCUCAACAGGAUGGCCAAAAGAUGGCUGCAGCCACUUGCUGAAAGUGGCCGCUUAAUUUGCCAUUUUCACAUAGACCAUAAUGCAGCUUGUUUACUCCUCCAAAUUUUGCAUAACCAUUGUUUCCAAUUCCUCCUGGGUAUUAGUAUAGGUAAUAGCAUGAUUUGUAUAUGAUAUUUGGCAUAUAUACCACUUGUGAUAUUUCAAAAUUGUCUCAAAUUUCACUUGCCUAAUUGCUCGUGAAAUUACAUUUUACAAUUUUGAAAUAUCACUCGUGGUAUUUAUGACUAUGUUAUGACUAUUACAUCUUGUUAACUUUCUACUUUUAUCGAGUGUUUUCACAUGAUGUCACGGCGGCCAUAUUGGUGUGCCAAAACAAUGAAAUGGCCGCCAUGUUGGUGUCCCAAACCAGUCCUCUGGGAGUUGAACUCUUUUCUUAUGCAAAUGCUUUUAUUUCUUUUGCUCCAAUAAAUUUGCACAGAUGCUGGCCAUUUGAGUGAAAACGCUCUAUUAAUACCUUUGUGAACAAUUUUUCUGACACAUUUUUUCUUUCACUGUUUUCAGAGGUUCUUGGUGCUUUAGUAUCAGUACUUAUCAUCUGGGUAUUGACAGGAGUCCUGGUUUAUCUUGCUGUGCAGAGAGUUAUAACACAAGAUUUUGAUAUAAAUGCCGACAUCAUGCUCAUCACUGCAGGAAUUGGUCUUGGGGUAAACAUCUUGUAAGUAACCUUUCAGUCACCUAUGAGAGAUGUACAUCUGGUAUCUGUAAAUAAGCAACCAUCCAAGUUAAAGUUUUUGCUUGGUCGCCAUUUGGCGACCAAUUCUUUUUGUUUAGGGAGACUUUUUUACAAAUCAAGUUGCCAGCUUCAAAAUUUUAGGCACCAUGGAGACUAAAAUGGUCUCAACUUGGAGGGUUGAUAAGGAGCAUAAGCAAUUACGACGGUAACAGAAACUAGAAUGGCAAAAAAAGCAAUAGGUGUACAUGUAGAUUGGCAAAACAACAACUUUGCACGUGCAUCAUGUUUUUUUGUACAUUUCUUUGCAGUUGUUGCACGACUGCAAUGUGAAACUUCCUAAUUUCACGGUUCAUUGAGGUCGUGAACACAAGACAACAAUUUUUUUUCUUUUUUUGUGUGACUAUUUACUCUUUGUUUCAUUUUGAGAGAACAAAUAAGCUUGACUGUAAUUAUUACUUGUAUUGGCAACUUUUAUUACUUACUUGCCCCCUGAAAUACCGCGUGACAUGGCUUUUAUUCCAUCAAUUCCAAACUGCAUGCAAAGAUAGUGUGUAUAUAAAUUGUGAAUAUUGUCUGUUGACUUGAGUUUCAGUAUUUUUGAAUACUUUGUUCUCACUGUUGCAGGCUUGGCAUAAUUCUCCACCAGACAGGAAUGGGACAUAAUCACAGCCAUGGGAUGGGUAGUAGUCACGGCCACGGCCACAGCCACAGUAGCAACAAGGAAGAAUCUAUUAGAAGAAUAUCCAGAAGCAACAGCCUGCGUCAUUCAGAAAAACAGAACAUCAAUGUGCGAGCAGCAUUUAUACAUGUUUUAGGAGACAUUGUACAAAGUGUUGGUGUUCUUAUUGCAGCCUACAUUAUUAAAUUUAAGGUAAUUCAGAGAAUGUAGUGUUUUUAGGGUGGAGGUUGAUUGUGACACCUUAUGAACUCUUUUACUUAAGUACAGUACACAAGGUUUGUUCUGAUGUUUAAAUAAUCAUUACAAGUGUAGUAUCCCUUGUAAAAAUAUACAGGUUACUUGUAUAUAAUAUGCAGUUUAAUCUUUUGACGUUAUUAUAAGAUUACGGAGUAAUAAUAAGUUAGAAUUUUGAAAAUUGCACAGGGUUUUUUAAGCUAUUGGUAGCAGUAGGGCAUUCAUUUAGAAUACCCUCAAUGUCUUCAGUGUGUCAAGACACUGCACUGGCUUAGUGAACUCAGAGGAUUGUUCCAGAUUUUUGGUAGUUGUCAUCAGGUUACCAGUUCAGCCCAAAAAGCGAAUAAACUCGAAACAAUGCAAGAAAACAAAGUCCAUAUGAGUGACUGUGCUUUGAAAGCACUGGAACUAAGAACUUUGCAACUCUUUGGAGGGUUUUCACAAAGCCUUGCAGGGUUGUCGCUAACAUUUCAAAUUGCCGGGUUUAAGCAUUUAUUAGUAGUAGGGGUAAUGUACAGCUAGGAAGUUCUUUUGGUUCUCUUUCCAAGUUUGUUUCCUAUGAAAGUAGCAGGGGCUCCUGCUCCCAGUAGCUGGGGAAAAUCCCCGACCCCUGGCCCUUAGUGACAGCCCUGCCUCGGAAAAUCUUUGGAAAUCUCUAGGCUUCUUUGAUCAACUGGACCUCUGUGUGGAAUCCCCAGUGGUUCUCUUGAGAUAAAACUCUCUUGGUUGUCUUUGACUCUAGAAAGGUUGGCAGAUACAAAGUUAACUGAUUUUUCAUAAACAGCUCUUGACAUUGUCCUAAAUGCUUUUCUGUUGUUGUAUUCAACAGCCAGAGUGGAAGCUUGCUGAUCCAAUUUGUACAUUUGUCUUCUCUUUGGUGGUUCUUAUAACUACAUUGAACAUACUUAAGGAGACGAUUCAUGUCCUUAUGGAAGGUAGGAGAUGACAAAAUAAUGUAUCACCAUGACAGCUGUGCUCUAGCAGGGCCCAAUGGCCCCUGGCACCUAAGUGUUGCUCCAGGGCGACUGGAAAAUCUUAGUUUUUUUUUUUCAUAGAAAUCAUAUUAUAGGCACUGUGCGUAACACAGGUUUAAAGCACUGGGCUUGCUUCAGUUUUUCUUAGGGUACAGCCUUUAUCACCUUUUCUGUAUAUACAUGUAUCUAAUUAUUGCUUUAAACUUAAUAGUAGUGAAUAUCCUCUUACUCUGACUUCAUUAUGCCUAGGUUUGACAUUAGUACGGAGCUUAAGCAACAACGUUGGCAAUGCCUACUAAAACACUUGUCGGGCAAUUUUUCAGGUGCUGAAUUCUAAGUAACUAUAUUGAAGUUCAAAAAAAAGAAAGAUAGUUGUUGCCUUGUGGUCAUAAACUCCACAAAACGUGAAAUUAGGCGCUUUCACGUUGUGUUCAUGCAAUGACUUUACGCAGUGUUUGUUUUGCCAAUCUAAACCUAUUUUUUUUUUUUGCCGUUCUCAUUGCCAUUGUUGUUGUUGUUUCUUAAGCACCCUACAGUAGCAUUUGGUAAGCUUAGUUUGCAGCAUCUUGCCUGUAAGAUGAUUCUGGGCUUAGUUACAUUAAAAAACAAAUCAAAAAGGAAACAAGUAGGCCAGGGGAUGUUAUUGGAUAGGUGUCAGUGAAAUUCUGAUUAACUGCUUAUUCUCCGCACCAUUUCCCUUGUAUAUGCUUGUGAAUCGUAAGGAGAAUUCAAUACUAGAUCAGGAGUUUAUUCCGUGGACUUAUUGUAUUUAUUUAUUAAAUACUGGUUUCUUUGUGAAAAUUAGUAUGGGGUAUUUUUUGAUAGUCGACAAAACUUAAGUUCAUCUGAAUUGUCAAUUACAGCAAUUUUAUUAACAUUAUUUCAUUUCUUUUUGCGAUUAGGGACACCAAAAGACAUCAAGUAUAACUCUGUCAAGAUGUCACUGGAGAGCAUCGAAGGUGUUGUCGCUGCACAUAGUUUACACAUCUGGUCUCUAACAGUCAACAAGGCAGCUUUGGCUGUACAUCUGGCCAUAGGUAUCUGAGUACCAAUGAGAAAUUAUUGUGUUAAGGGGGUAGUUUAGUAAAUUUCAAUAAUAAUUUAUUAUUGUUGGGGAAUAGGGCAUUUCCAAAUUACCACACGCGCAUGCAAUCCUUUCAAUACCAAAUAACAGUCCCACUUGAAUAUCUCACAAUUUUGUAUAUUUAUGUGAAUGUUUCAAUAAUCAACCAACCAAAAUCACUACUGUAACCCAUUUUUCUGGUAGAGACAUCACCAGACAGCAUUAGUGGCUAGGUUAUUGAGAUGUUUGCAAUUAGAGACAGCUGAAAUUCAGGCUCUCACCAGCAAAUCAUAAGGAGAGGGAUUAAGAGUGGGUUGAGGGUUAAGUUUCACGAUAUUCAAUUUGAACUGUUUUACUGAGCAUAAGGUUAAGAGACUCAUUAAGACGCACUAUGUUAAAGAGGCCUAUAGCGACCUGUCAUGAGCUAUUGUAGAUUAUUUUUUUCCACUUUUAUUCUCUCUUUUUACUUCUUACUUGUUAUGAGUUACGCUAAAUUACUUUUUAGGAAGGAAAUGUAACAAAUGAUCAAGCUUUAGUAUAUAGAGAGUAUGUAAUAUAACUUUUGUUUAAGUCUUAUUCGAGUGUUAUGUGUAUUUGAUCAAAUCUUUUAAUGUUAAAAUGCACAAAAAAACAACAAUUAUUAUUAUUAUUAUUAUUAUUAUUAAGUAGUGCCUGGUGUUAUUCUGUUUUACUGCUUUGUAUAUGUCAUGGAUUCAACCAUUUAUUACUGUGGAUUUUUCAUGCCUUGACUUGGACAAAAUAAUAUUGCUUUCCACAGUGUUUUGAAAUAUACUCUUGUUAUCUUGUUACAAUUUCAGAACAAGGGCAUGACUCUCAGAAAGUUCUCAACAUAGCAAACCAGAAGUUGAAGAAUGAGUUUCGCAUUUUCCACAGCACCAUACAAGUGGAACUGUACCAGGAAUCUGUCAUGACCAACUGUGUCGAUUGCCAAGACUUACAAGACUAGAUCCCAUGUUGGCAAAAUUUGACAUAUCUAAACCAGUUAAAGGAUCAUACACUGAAAGUUCAUCCAAGGCUCUGUAAAAGUUUUUAAGCAGUUCUUAGUAAGUUAUUAGUUGACAUGAGUAAUCCUCUCACAAAGAAUAAUUCAUUUAUGACUUUUUUAGCUAACACUGUAGGUUCUAUUGUGCCACAAAUGUAUCAAAAAAGUUUUUAUUGUUUACAAAAGUGAAUGCGGCUUGCUUACCUGAAAUGUAAGUACAGUGAGUAGGGCAUUCCAUGUGAUAAUAAGCUUGCAAGUGUAGUUUUUUAAGAGUUUUUAUCUUGACAAGGUUGUCCCCAUAAUGACUUAAUAGGAACAGUGUAUGAUCAGUGGCUUUGACAAGAAAGCUGUCAUAAGAUCAUAAUUUUGAUAGCGAGAUCAGUUACAGUUGAGUAUCACUUUCAUACGUAGAAUUAUGCACUGCAUUUUAGGGGAGUGUUUAAGAGGUCAAGGUUACUGUGUUUUUUUCUACAACACAUUUUCAAUGUAAUGCUUGAGCUGUAAAAUUCUGGAUCAUCAUAUGUUUCUGGCAAACUGCCCACCUACCCCUCCACUAAGCCAACAUCGACACUUACUUCUCACUUAGGGCAAAAUGUUGGCUUAGGGGAGGGGUAGGUGGGCUGUUUCCCAGAAAUGUAUUAUGAUCCGAAUUCACAACAGUCGGUCAUUGGACAAUGUCCAGCAAAAUCCUAAUUGUGAUCAGACAUGAUGUCUGGACAGAUCAAAUACUAAUGACUCAUUAUAAAGUUGAAAGAUUUAAUAGUAUUUAAAAAAAUUGAAAGUCAGUGUUACCUAUGCCACCUGGUUUGUUUGACUAAAAAUAUUAAUAGUGAUGUUGUCGCACAGAAAAUUGUAGCCCUGAUAUCCACCAGUAACCCUUACCUCUCACAGGGUUGUCACUAAGAGUUCAAGUUGCCGGGUAAAUACAACAUGUAGGCAGGGAAUCAAACAGCAACAGGUUUCUUUUGGUUCUAUUUUUCUUCUAUUUCCCUUGAAAGUAGCCGGGGCCCACGUCCAUAGUACCCAGGGAAAAUCCCCGGCCUCUGCCUCUUGGUGACAGCACUGCUCUUAGAACUAAGUGUUCUGCCAAAAAAAGUACAUUUGUUGUGCAUUCUAUGCCUGACUGUGAAACUUGAUGAUCAAUACAUUCAUGAUUUACAAGAGAAAACAGAGAAAUCUUAUCAUAAAAGAAUAACAGACUGUCCCCCAUUCCUGUGAACCAAGGCACAAACUUGAGGCUCAGGUGACAAAAUGUAGCGAUUUGUACGAAAUUGUCCACCCUAGUCUUGCCUUGUCUUUGUGUUUUUGCACUGGAACAGAAUAAGGGACAGGUCAUUUAUUUAUCAUUGAUUUUUAGAAUAAAAAUAAAUUAUAUGUAUAUGUAUAAUCAAGGCUAAUAAAC